Molecule: messenger RNA, 1083 nt
Organism: Nestor notabilis (Kea)
Lineage: Eukaryota; Metazoa; Chordata; Aves; Psittaciformes; Psittacidae
Product: conserved oligomeric Golgi complex subunit 4-like
Exons: 8
Coding region: 58-1083 (341 amino acids)
Source: RefSeq, a predicted model, not a curated record
GUCGUGCAGGAAGAGCUGGAUGCCCUCCUGCAGCAGCAAAGCACUAUAGAGAACAAGAUGGUUGCACUUCAUCGCAUGGGCCCUAACUUGCAGCUCAUCGAGGGAGAUGCCCAGCAGCUGGCAGGGAUGAUCACCUUCACCUGUAACCUGGCCGAGAAUGUUAGCAGUAAAGUCCGCCAACUCGACCUGGCCAAGAAUCGACUCUAUCAGGCCAUUCAGAGAGCUGAUGACAUCCUUGACCUGAAGUUCUGCAUGGAUGGAGUUCAGACAGCACUGCGAAAUGAAGAUUAUGAACAAGCAGCAGCUCAUAUCCAUCGUUAUCUGUCUCUGGACAAAUCAGUGAUUGAGCUCAGUCGUCAGGGCAAGGAAGGGGGCAUAAUUGAUGCCAACCUGAAGCUCCUGCAGGAAGCAGAACAGCGCCUGAAGACAAUUGUCACAGAGAAGUUCAACACAGCUAUGAAGCAGGGAGACCUGCCCCAGGUGGAACGGUUCUUCAAGAUCUUUCCUUUGCUAGGCUUACACGAAGAGGGGCUGAGCAAGUUCUCGGAGUACCUCUGUAAGCAGGUGGCCAACAAAACAGAAGAGAACCUACAGCUGGCGAUGGGGACGGACAUGAGUGACCGUCGAGCUGCUGUCAUCUUUGCGGACACGCUGACACUUCUCUUUGAAGGGAUUGCUCGCAUUGUGGAGACCCACCAGCCCAUUGUGGAGACCUACUAUGGGCCAGGGAGGCUGUACACCCUCAUCAAGCACCUGCAAGUGGAGUGCGACAGGCAGGUUGAGAAAGUGGUGGACAAGUUCAUCAAAGAGAGGGACUAUCACAGGCAGUUCCAGCAAGUUCAGAAUAGCAUGAUGAGAAGUUCUUCUGCAGAGAAGAUUGAACCAAGGGAACUCGACCCUAUUUUAACAGAAGUCACUCUGAUGAACUCCCGCAGUGAGCUCUACUUGAGGUUCAUCAAGAGACGAAUAAUAGCCGAUUUUGAGGUGGGAGACUCCAUGGCCUCAGAGGAGGUAAAGCAAGGUAACACCUUGAAUACCAAUGCUUGCAGGCUUCAUUCUCCUUGCAGCCAGCAGUGGAGAUAG